Messenger RNA from Tripterygium wilfordii, 4723 nucleotides. Its product is annotated as probable leucine-rich repeat receptor-like protein kinase At1g35710. Lineage: Eukaryota; Viridiplantae; Streptophyta; Magnoliopsida; Celastrales; Celastraceae. Bases 65 to 3793 code for a protein of 1242 amino acids. The transcript is spliced from 2 exons. Gene Ontology annotation, biological process: protein phosphorylation. Gene Ontology annotation, molecular function: protein kinase activity; ATP binding; receptor serine/threonine kinase binding. The record is from RefSeq and is a predicted model, not a curated record.
AUUUAUAUGGGUAGACACUGAAGUAGCAAUAUCACAUACUUCACCCAGAAAGAAAACAUACACAAUGAAGCCUAUUGCCUUCUCACUUUUUUUCCUUUCCAUUUUUCUUUUGAUUACUCUGUUUCUGAUUGUUGCUUCUGACUCUACAGAAGAAGCACAAGCUCUUCUUAGGUGGAAAGCCAGUUUUCAAAACCAUACUCAGCCUCUCUUGUCUUCAUGGUCCAUUCUCAAUUCAACCAACGUGAGUCAUUGUACUUGGUUCGGUGUCUCUUGCAACACUGCUGGAAGUAUCACUGUCAUUAACCUUACCAGUUGUGGCAUACUUGGUACGCUCUAUAACUUUUCAUUCUCAUCUUUUUCCAAUCUCUCAUCUUUUAAUCUUAGCAUGAAUGCAUUUCAUGGUUUCAUCCCUCCUGAACUCAAUCAUCUCUCCAACCUCAUCCACCUUGAUUUGUCGAGGAAUCAGUUUUCAGGGCAAAUCCCACCUACACUUGGCCAGCUAACUCAUCUGGAGACUCUUGUGCUCAAUGAUAAUCAACUAAACGGCUCAAUUCCUCAAGAAAUUGGUCAUGAGCUAAAGUCCCUCAUUGAGCUUCACCUGCACAAUAAUUUUCUAGGUGGAUCCAUUCCAACUUCUUUGGGUAAUAUGAGUCACCUGACUAAUUUGAAUCUCUACAAUAAUUCACUAUCUGGUUCCAUCCCACCAGAACUUGGUCAGCUCUCCAAGCUUGUCUACCUUGAUUUGUCAUUCAAUAGACUUUCUGGGUCAAUUCCACCAGCAAUUGGCUUGUUGACUAAUCUUAAGGCCCUUCAGUUACACCAAAAUCAGUUGUCAGGGCAAAUCCCACCUACACUCGGCCAGCUAACUAAUCUGGUGACUCUUUUGCUCAGAGAGAAUCAGUUGUCAGGGCAAAUCCCGCCUAUAUUUGGCAAGCUAACUUAUCUCGAGUCCCUUGCGCUCAGUACCAAUCAACUAAAUGGCUCAAUUCCUCAAGAAAUAGGUCAUGAGCUAAAGUCCCUUAAAGUGGUUCUCAUGGACAACAACUUUCUAGAUGGAUCCAUUCCAACUUCUUUUGGAAAUAUGAGUCAGUUGACUAAUUUGAAUCUCGCCAAUAAUUCACUAUCCGGUUCCAUCCCACCAGAACUUGGUCAGCUCUCCAAGCUUGUCAUCCUUCAGUUGUCAUUCAAUAGACUUUCCGGGUUAAUUCCACCUGGAAUUGGCUUGUUGACUAAUCUUACGGCUCUUCACAUACAAAACAAUCAGUUGUCAGGGCAAAUCCCAACUAUACUCGGCCAGCUAACUCAUCUUCAGUCUCUUGUGCUCAAUGUUAAUCAACUAGGUGGCACCAUUCCAACUUCUUUGGGUAAUAUGAGUAACUUGAGUACCUUGAAUCUCAACAGUAAUUCACUAUCCGGUUCCAUCCCACUAGAACUUGAUAAGCUCUCCAAGCUUGUCUACCUUGAUUUGUCAAUAAAUAGACUUUCGGGGUUAAUCCCACCUGGAAUUGGCUUGUUGACUCAAGUUCGGAUCCUUCAACUAAAUCGAAAUCAGCUAACUGGUUCCAUUCCAUGGGAAAUAGGAAAUAUGAGCUCUGUUUAUCAGCUAGAUGUGAGCAAUAAUCAACUCAAUGGUCAAAUUCCGACCUCAUUUGAUGGUCUAAGAGGUCUCUAUUAUCUUUACCUAUACAAUAACACUCUAUCUGGCACCAUUCCUAAAGAGAUUGGAAACUUGACAGGCCUUCUUCACUUGCAGUUGAGUAGUAAUCAACUUAGUGGUUCACUUCCAGCUUCCCUUGGAAAGUUGAGCAGGUUAGAGAGAUUGCAUCUCAGUCGAAGUUUAUAUUCUGGGUCCAUUCCUAUAGAAAUAGGAAACUUGACGAAGUUGACAUCUCUUGCUUUGUUUGACAACCUGCUCACUGGUCACUUACCAGAAAUUAUUUGUAGCGGUAGAUCACUCCAGCGUUUUAGCAUAAGCAACAACGAUUUGGUAAGCUCAGUACCCAAAGACAUUAGAAACUGCACAAGCUUGACUAGAGUUCGUCUUCAAGAAAACCAACUAGAAGGAAAUAUAGAUGCAGACUUUGGAGUCUAUCCAAACUUGAUCAUUAUUGAUAUAAGUCACAAUCGAUUUUCCGGAGAAAUCUCACCUAAAUGGGGUCUAUGCUCACAAUUAGACACUCUAUGGAUUGCCGGGAAUAACAUGAGCGGUAAGAUACCUCCAGAGAUUGGAAAUUGGACUCAGUUAUAUCGUCUUGAUUUUUCUAUGAAUCAUUUGGUUGGGAUGAUCCCAAGGGAGUUGGGAAAGUUGACUAAUUUGUUGAAUUUGAGUUUGAACGGCAAUCAUUUUUCUGGUGAUAUUCCUCAUGAGAUUGGAUCACUUACCAAUCUCCAGAUUCUCGACUUAUCGGGGAACAUAUUGAGUUCUAUGCCAGAUAGCAUUGGAGCUUUGUCCAAACUUCAUUACUUGAAUUUGAGCUGCAACAAAUUCAGCCAAAGGAUACCAAUUCCAAUUAGUGAAUUAGUUCACCUUUCUGAACUUGAUUUGAGUCAUAACUUGCUUAUCGGAGAAAUACCAGCACAAUUCAUCAAGUUGCAAGACCUGGUAACUCUAAAUCUCUCCUUCAAUAAUCUUUCGGGUCCUAUUCCACACAACAAAGCAUUUCAAAGUGCUCCGGCGGAAGCAUUCCAAGGAAACAAAGGAUUGUGUGGCAAUGUGAGUGGAUUGCAACCAUGUCAACUGUCACAUAAGGAAGAUAAACAUGGUACAACAAAGAGCCAUAAGAUUGUGUUUAUAGUUGUGUUUCCUCUCUUAGGAGCACUUGCUAUGGGCUUUGUGAUAAUUCUUGUGUUUUGUAAUUUCCAAAGACGAAGGAAGGGUGACCCUGAGAACGACAAGCAAUCAGUUACAUUAUCUAUUUUUGAUAGGGCAGUGAAAUUUGAAGAGAUCAUGGAAGCAACCAACAAUUUUGAUGUCACGUACUGCAUUGGGGAAGGGGGCCAUGGAACUAUCUAUAAAGCCAACCUUCCAUUAGGUGAUAUUGUAGCUGUCAAGAGAUUUCACUGUUUACUUGACAAUGGCACUUCAGCAGAUCAAAAAGAGUUUUUCAAUGAGGUCAAGGCAUUAACAGAGAUAAAGCAUCGGAAUAUUGUGAAACUCCAUGGCUUCUGCACACAUUCAAAAUACACAUUCUUAGUCUAUGAUUAUCUUCAGAGAGGUAGCCUGACCAAAAUUCUCAGCAAUGACGAGGAAGCGAAAGAAUUGGAUUGGUGUAGGAGGGUGAAUGUCAUCAAAGGUGUCUCGCACGCCUUGUCUUACAUGCACCAUGAUUUGUCACUGCCAAUCAUUCAUCGAGACAUAUCGAGCAAAAAUAUUUUGCUAGACCUGGACUAUGAAGCUCAUGUUUCUGACUUUGGCACCGCUAAGCUUCUCAGGUCAGAAUCAUCGAAUUGGUCAACACUAGCUGGAACACAUGGAUACAUUGCACCAGAGCUUGCUUAUACGAUGAAGGUGACUGAAAAGUGUGAUGUAUAUAGUUUUGGAGUGUUGACACUAGAAGUUCUGAAAGGGAGUCAUCCAGGUGAUAUCAUGUCAAGUGCAUCAUCUUCAUCUUCAUCUUCAUCUACUACUCUACAAAUUAAACUUAAUGAUUUGUUAGACCAACGCCUUUCACCUCCGCGGUACAAGGUUUUUGAUAAACUGAACCGCAUCAUGGAGGUGGCCGUUUCAUGCUUAGAUGUGAAUCCACAAUGUAGGCCGCCCAUGCAACUUGUUUCUAAGUUACUCUCCGACUGAAUAUUUGGAAGGUCAUCGUGGCUUGUGAAAGGUUUUACUUCUAUCUCGUAUUUCAUAUGCCAUAUGUUGCUACUUUCUUCAAUGUUAAUGAUUUUUCUUUCUUGUAUGAUAAAAGCCAUAGGUUGCUAUAUAUCCAUAUAUACAAGUGACUUUCAUUAUUUAAUGACACAUCUCAAUGCCUAUCUAGCAGUUCAUUAAUAGUGUCUUGGCAUAUGUACAAUAUAUGCAUUUGAGGAUGCAAUAAAUGUGCACCGUCUACCCAACAGAUACUAAGUUUUUUUGAGGACCCUAGAGUAUGGAUUGGAAAAAACAAAGCUUUUGUUUAAGCAUUUGUAGAAACUGUCAAGUUCGGGAGAGUGGAGUACUACCAUGAAUACUUUGUCAAGUCGGAGGGUGUCAACUGUCAAUAUAGAUUGAGGAGAAUUGGUUUGAAAUGGAUGUAUUGUUGUUGGUACUGAUUUUUACUGUUGGUUUGUGUUGAUUUGUGCUUGAAGCUGCUGAUGGAAACAAAGAAGAAACCUUACGCUCACUUAUUGAGAAGGUAAUUUGUGAAUGUAGUUAAUGAGGUAGAAUUGAUGUUUCAGCUUUCAGGUUAUAUAGUUUAAUUAUAUUUUUAGAUUCUUAUGACUUGUGCUUUGAAUCUCUGAACAGGUGGCUGCAGGAGGGUGAGGGUUUAUCAUGGCCUAAACUGAUGAACGCUAUGCAAACUUGAAUUUUGCCUUUUGGAAGUAUUGAAGUUUUGUUGUGUGGUUAAGAAAGCAAAUUACGAGAUUACUGGAAUAACAUGUAAGAACAUCUCCAAAUAGUAUUUGAGCAAUGAGUGAUGAGUGACUAUUUAAUUAAUAAAAUCGUAAAUUUACAUGUGAUGAACAAAAUAAUUGUAACUCCAUCAAUCCAUUUCAAGUGAAGUUAGAAGUCACUGUUAGCCUA